UACCACAGACACAAUCUAUCAAUGAAAUUUGUCAAGAUCGCCAGCUUGUUAUCAAAGGUCUCUCCUCGCAUCCGCACCCUGCCGCAAGCCGGCGUGGAGGGCACCGCUAGGCUACUGGUACACACGCUUGCUAAACGGAAGAACGGAAACGACAGCUAUACUCCACCGCAGCCUCCAGGACGCGGCGUGCAGUCUGAGUCUGGGAACAACCGCCAGAAUUACCGCAGCGCCAAGCCCCGGCCUGCACCGGAGGUGACUAGCAAGCCCGCUGCCAAGGCAGCCUCCAAUUCAAACCCUAGCCGGCUCUUAGCCAACAGGCUCAACAGCGCCGGCGCCGGUCUAAGCCGCGACGCGCAGAGAGCGGCUGCCAUGGCUGCUGCGUCAGCCUUGGGCCUGGGCCCGGUGUCUGCAUCCCCCCCAGCGAUGUCGCGUGAGGGCGAGGCAGCCCUGCUGCUAGUACAGAACAUGGUGGCGCUCGCAAAGCAGCUGCGACUGCCGGUGUCUUACAAGGUGCUGGAGCGGCAGCAGCAGCAGCAGCAGCAGGGGGAGGCGGCGCCCUGUGACGCGGCGGGGCAGCGGCGUGUGUUUGGGGUGGUGGUGCACGUGCACGGCGACCACGCCUUCAAGAAAUACCUGCAGAACUGCAGCUCGUCGGACCUGCUGCUGUACCGAGGCCUGCUGCUGCAGGUGGAGACCACUGCCGACAUGUCGGCCGUCACGGCGGCUCGGGUGCAGCAGGCCUUCCUGCCCAAGUUCGAGAACGAGGGGCAGGACGCGGCGGUAGCGGACGCAGUGGUCCAGGCCGCCUCCGGCACCGCCGGCACCGGCACCGGCACCGGCACCGGCGGCCGGCCUACGGUGGUGACCAUCAAGCACAGCGGCAGCCUGGUGACGCUGAGCUGGGAUGGCGGCUGGGCGGCCAAGAACUCGGUGGCAAAUGAGUUCACCGCGGGCGGCGCGGCGCUGCUACGCGCCCACUACGACCGCCGCCACCUGGGCAACCCGGCCGCCGCCGCCGCCGAGCUGCAGCGCCUGUUCGACGUGAUGCGGGAGCGCCGCCUGAGCCUGUCGUUCGAGAUGGUGACGUCCAGCCACGGCCACCACGGCCAGCUGCCCGCGGCCGAGUACCUGGUGGCCACGGCCGCGCACGGGCAGGACCCCGCCACCUCCGCCCCCGCCUUCAUGGGCUGGCUGCCCUUCCUGGAGCUGUGCGCCGAGGUGGGUCUGCCCGCCAACGACACGUGGCUGCUGGCUGGGCCGCACAUGGCCGCCGCCGCCCGCCAGGCGCUGGACGUGCUGGCGCUGCGCGGCGGGCCCACCCGUACGGCGCUGGACACCCUGAGGCAGCUGGUGGAGGAGGGGGCGCAGACGGAGCCCGGCUGCCUGCACCUGCCCGGUGCCUACCCGCACGACCAGUGGCAGGGCAGCCGCCUGGAGGGCUUCGUGGUGGCGGCGGGGCAGCCGCUGGGGGAGCAGGAGCUGCGGCGGCUGCGGGCUGUUCGGGACGCCAUGGCCUCCGCCGCGCUGCAGCUGCCGGCCGUGCCGCCCCACCUGCGCAGCCCCUACCAGGCCGCGAGGAGCCAGGCGCUGGCGGCGGAGGCGGAGGCAGCGGCGGAGAAGGGCGAGGCGGCGGAGAAGGGCGCGGAGCCGCUGGCGGCGCGGGUGAAGGCCCGGCUGCAGGUGGCGGCGGCGGGCUGGGUGCCGCAGAGCGCCGUGCCGUACGCUGCGGCCCCGGGGGAGGUCAAGUCGCGGCUGGAGGAGCUGCUGGGUAACCAGGCCAUCCCCAGCCUGGUGGACGCCGCGCAGCCCUACCUGGCGCUACCGGGCGGCGGGCGGCUGUUCGGCCGGCGGGCGCUGGGGCGGCUGGGCACAGCGCGGCUGCAGGCAUUGCUGGUGGCGGAGGCGGAGGCCGCAGCCGCCGCUGCUGGGGGUGCGGGCGGCGAGCGGGCGGAGGCCCUGCGGGAGGUGGCGGCGGCGGUGGCCAUGGCCGAGGACCGCACACCCGACCCCCUACUGGUUCGCGCCAUGCGGGCGCUGGCGGGCGGGCCCGAGGCCGCCGCCACACUGCGCUACAAGAAGAAGAUGCUCAUGUGGACAUGGCCGUCGCAGCAGCAGCAGCAGCAGCAGCAGCAGCAGCACAACGCCGCCUCCGCCCCUGCUACAGCCGCCGCCGCCGCUGACGCGGCUGCUACAGCCGGGGACGGUGUUGUUGGCUACAGCCUGAUGACGUUUGUGCUGCGCAACGGGCUUCCGGCGCUGCGCCAGGGCGCCGCCACCUACGCCGCCUACGUGGACAACCUCACGCGGCGGAGCUGGGGGCUGCCGGCGGGGCUGGCGGGGCAGGUGCAGCACUUUGCCCGCUGCUGGGCUGCCUGGGUGGGCGCCCGCGGCGGCGCCGAGGCGGUGGACAGCAGCUCCUACCUGGACGUGGCGGAGCCCUUCGUGGCAGAGUUCCUGAGGCGCCGCGGAGCCAUGGCCGUCAGCGGCCGGCCGCAGGACGCAUUCCAGGGUGUGCUCAUCUGUGUGGACACGCCCGAGCCCCUCACCGCCGCACUGCGCCGCGCGCUGGCGCCCACCGCCGAGCUGGCUCCGGGCCGCCUGGACGCCGGCGCCUGGAGCAAGGCGCUGGUGGCGGGCGGCGCACUGCUGUGGCUGCCGCCGGGUUCCGAGCCGCCCAAGCAGAUGCGCGCCUUCCUCGGCGCCGGCGCCGCGCCCUUCACCUGGGUGGUGGCGGCGGCGCCCGCGCGCAGCGGCGGCGGCGACGGCAGCAGCAGUCCCGACGCCAAGCGGCAGAAGGGCAUGGCGGAGAACAAGCUGCGCGCCGUGACGGCCGCCCUGGGCGCCGACGGCGCCGCCAGCCGCCUGCGCCAGGUGCUGCUGCCGGCCGCCGAGGACGACGUCGACGGCGCCGCCACCGCCCGCCUCGCGGCGGAGCUGGCGGCCUGGCUGGGCCGCGGCAGCCCCCUGCCGCCCGCAGACCCGGCGGUGGCGGCGUACUUCGUGACCAUCCCGGGCGCCGGCAAGAGCGCCAUCACCAAGUGGCUGGAGCAGCCGGAGGAGCGGGCGGCGCUGGAGGGCGCAGGCAAGGUCACGGUCAAGAUCCUCAACAGUGACACCAUGAAGCGCACCGUCAAGGGCUUCAACCCCAACCGAUACUGGCAGGAGGUGGCGGCCGCCACGGACGCCUGCCUGGGCGACGGCCACGUGUCGCUGGCGGUGGCGGACAAGAACCUGGUGCCGUCGCCGCCGGGCAACAUCGCCCGGGCGCUGGAGCCGCUGAGGGGGCUGCCGGGAGUGGCCACGCUGGCUCUGGUGCCGGUGGUGGCGGGCGCCUCCUCCGCCUCCGCCCCCGCCGCCGCCCACAUCUCCGCCGCCGCCGCCGACCUGUACGGCGGACUGCCCGACCUGCCCUUCCCGCUGGAGCUGGUGGCGCUGUGCAUGAUGAGGACGCUGCAGCGCAAGGGCCAUGAGGGCGGGCUGGACGCCUCCGCCCCCGCCGCCGCCACUGUGGUGGCCAUGUUCGCAGGCUUUUACAGGCACAAGACGCUGUCGGACCUGACCUCGGCCCUACGUGACAGCGGCCUCUUCACGCACGUGGCCGAGCUGCCCAUCAUGGCCGGAGACGGCGCGGCGGAGGCCGGCGGCGGUGGCGGCCGAGUGCCGCUGGACGUGCUGCAACACGUGGCCGCCGGCCUGCGAGACGUCAACGAGCGCAACAAGCCGCAGCUGCCGGUGGAGUGGGAGGCGCGCGCGCGGGAGCUGCUGCUGCGGCCGGACACGGUCGCGGCGCUGCAGGGGCUACAGCGCGGGAUGCCCGAGGUUCGCGCCGACAUGCAGCGCGCGCUUGAGGCCGCGAUCCGCGCCGCGCGGGAGGCCGCCGCAGCCGGCGGUGGCGACGCGGACGCCAGCGGCGCGCUGGUGCCGGCGCCGUCGCUUUCCUCGGACAUUGCCGACUUGGCGGUGGAGCCGGCGGCUGCAGCCGGCGGCGGCGCUACAGCUGCUGCUGCAGCCGCGACCUCGGCUCCGGCUGUGUUGGAUGAGGACCGGGUGGCCUACUUCAGUGUGGCGGGCCUGGAUGAGGAGGCGCUGCGGGCGGCGGCGCGGGCGGUGCUGCCGGAGCCGCUGCACAGCCGCCUGCGCCGCGGCGCACUGCACGUCACGCUGUGGCACAGGAACGACGUGAGCACGGGCGGCGCGCGGCCGGAGCUGCGGCGGGCGCUGAUGGAGCUGCUGGGCAGCCCCGUGGAGCUGGAGGUGGCGGCGGUGGACGUCAGCCCGGAGGUGGUUGCGGCUCAGGUGACGCUGCUGAGUGCGGACGAGGCAGUCACCGCCAAGGCCUACCACCACAUCACCCUGCUGGUGGAGAAGGGCCACACCGCGGCGGAGGCCAACCAGCUGCCGGCGCGUCUGGCGGCGGGCGAGGCGGGCGUGGAGCGGCGGCCGCUGCCGGGCGGCCCGCUGCAGCUGACGGGCGUCAUCACCGCAGUGACGGCGGACGAGUCGGCGGCGGCGGCGGCGGGCGGAGGCACGCCGGGCGGCAAGCGGCCCCCGGUUAUGUGAGCGUGUGUGAGGGGUGGCUGGGCAUGCUGCUGCGAGUUGCAGAGCGCAGGCCGCAGUGUUGCGGGUGCGGUGGAGGGGAAGAGGGGCGGGCGGGUCCUGGGGCGGGUCUGCACCGCAACACGGCGGCUGGCGGGGAGCGAGGCGGGCUAGAUGCAGGCGCGAGCGACAGCGGAGGCGGGGCCGCGGGGGUGCGAUUGAAGGCAUGCAGGGAACAUGUGGUUCUGUGCGGGCGUGUGGGCAGGCUGGUUAGCAUGGUGGGCAGCGUGCCCAAGUGGGCGGAUGCAUGGGCAGGGGAUGAGGCAGCCCUCAAAUGCUUGUGGGUGAUGUGACCCGGGACUGGUGUAGCACUUGGCGUGGCUGAAUGCUGCGGUGCGACGCAGUGUGUUUCAGGUGGGGCCCCACUGGUGAUCUGAAAGGAUGUUAUACGCGGACGCGGCAGGCCGGCAGGGCCUGAGGACGGUUCAGGCAGGUUGGCGAGGUCCCGUAGGGUGCAGCUGACGCCCAUACCCCAGCAGAUGGCAAACAAUUGCAGCGGCAGGGCAGUAAUGCAUGGCUGGUCGAACGCCGGAGUUACUGUACCGACAAGUUGCUGGCUGGCUGGAAGUUUGCUGAUGCGCAUUCCUUGCGCUCCGGGCGCCCGGCCAGGCGAUAGCACCACACAGACACACUGCAACGCCACACUGCGAUGCAGAGCCGCAGCGCACCAGGAAGAUGACCAGCGUCCACGGAUGAGCACCAGAGGCAAUCGCAGAGAAAAAGCAGACAGAAUGCAGCAAAACAAUGGCCGGGCGAUAGUGUGUGUGAUGGGACAGUGUUUAGGCAGGUUGGUGGAGUCCCCGGUCGAGUCCCUGGUCGCCCACACAUGUAACCCCAACACCCC
Chlamydomonas reinhardtii is the source of this 5440-nucleotide messenger RNA. RefSeq lists its product as uncharacterized. The transcript has 25 exons. NCBI's taxonomy places the organism in Eukaryota, Viridiplantae, Chlorophyta, Chlorophyceae, Chlamydomonadales, Chlamydomonadaceae. The record is from RefSeq and is a predicted model, not a curated record. Gene Ontology annotation, biological process: tRNA splicing, via endonucleolytic cleavage and ligation. The coding region runs from base 370 to 4560 and encodes 1396 amino acids. Gene Ontology annotation, molecular function: RNA ligase (ATP) activity.